Messenger RNA from Syzygium oleosum, 3026 nucleotides. Its product is annotated as coatomer subunit gamma. Gene Ontology annotation, molecular function: structural molecule activity. Lineage: Eukaryota; Viridiplantae; Streptophyta; Magnoliopsida; Myrtales; Myrtaceae. Gene Ontology annotation, biological process: endoplasmic reticulum to Golgi vesicle-mediated transport; intra-Golgi vesicle-mediated transport; protein secretion. The transcript has 18 exons. The record is from RefSeq and is a predicted model, not a curated record. Gene Ontology annotation, cellular component: endoplasmic reticulum; Golgi membrane; COPI vesicle coat. The coding region runs from base 104 to 2764 and encodes 886 amino acids.
UCUCUCUCUCUCGCUCUCGCUCUCGCUCGCUCGCUCGCUCAGUCGCUGUCGCGUUUCGCUCAGAUCUGUGUGUGUGUGUGUCUCUCUCUCUCUCGCUCCGGCGAUGGCUCAGCCUUUCGCGAAGAAGGACGAUGACCGCGACGAAGAAGCUGAAUACUCUCCGUUUCUCGGGAUUGAGAAAGGAGCUGUUCUUCAGGAAGCUAGGGUUUUCCAUGAUCCCCAGCUAGAUCCGAGGAGAUGCUCUCAGGUCAUUACGAAGCUUCUGUAUCUUCUGAACCAAGGGGAAACAUUCACAAAGAUAGAAGCCACAGAAGUAUUUUUUGCUGUCACGAAACUUUUCCAAUCGAGAGAUAUUGGAUUGAGGAGAAUGGUUUAUCUGAUGAUCAAGGAGAUCUCUCCUUCCUCUGAUGAGGUCAUCAUGGUGACAAGCUCUCUUAUGAAAGACAUGACUAGCAGGACCGAUGUGUACCGAGCCAAUGCUAUUCGUGUUCUAUGUCGGAUCACAGAUGGAACCCUUCUAGCCCAAAUCGAGCGAUACUUGAAACAAGCUAUAGUUGAUAAGAAUCCUGUGGUUGCUAGUGCAGCUUUAGUCAGUGGGAUCCAUAUACUUCAGACAAAUCCCGAGAUUGUGAAAAGGUGGAGUAAUGAAGUUCAGGAAGCUGUCCAAUCAAGGGCCGCCCUUGUACAGUUCCAUGCCUUGGCUUUACUUCAUCAGAUUCGGCAGAAUGACAGACUUGCUGUUAGCAAGUUAGUCACCAGCUUGACCAGGGGAACUGUUCGCUCUCCUCUGGCACAAUGCCAGUUAGUUCGUUAUGCUAGCCAGGUUAUUCGUGAGUCAGCCAAUAACUUCCAAACUGGAGAAAGGCCAUUUUAUGAUUAUCUUGAAAGCUGUCUUCGCCAUAAGGCUGAAAUGGUGAUUUUGGAGGCCGCAAGAGCAAUUACUGAGCUUAGUGGUGUGACAAACCGUGAAUUGACUCCUGCAAUUACUGUCCUCCAGCUUUUCUUAAGUUCUUCAAAGCCAGUUUUGAGAUUUGCAGCUGUACGUACUUUGAACAAGGUGGCAAUGACCCAUCCUAUGGCUGUCACUAACUGCAACAUAGAUAUGGAGAGUUUAAUUUCUGACCAGAACCGAAGCAUUGCCACACUUGCAAUCACCACCCUUCUGAAGACUGGAAAUGAAUCGAGUGUUGAUCGUCUGAUGAAACAGAUCACGAAUUUCAUGUCAGACAUUGCUGAUGAAUUCAAAAUUGUCGUGGUUGAAGCCAUAAGAUCGCUGUGCAUGAAAUUUCCCUUGAAGUAUAGAUCCUUGAUGAACUUCCUGAGUAAUAUACUCAGGGAAGAAGGUGGAUUUGAGUAUAAAAAGGCAAUUGUCGAUUCAAUUGUGAUUCUCAUAAGAGAUAUACAAGAGGCAAAAGAAAUUGGGUUGCUUCAUCUAUGUGAAUUCAUUGAAGACUGUGAAUUUACUUACCUCUCAACACAGAUUCUCCAUUUCCUAGGGAUUGAAGGGCCAAAAACCUCGGAUCCUGGCAAAUUUAUUAGGUACAUCUAUAAUCGUGUACAUCUCGAGAAUGCAACUGUUCGUGCCUGUGCUGUAAGCACAUUGGCUAAGUUCGGUGCCAUGGUUGAUUCAUUGAAGCCUCGCAUUCUUGUCCUGUUGAGGCGUUGUCUUUUAGACAGUGACGAUGAGGUUCGUGAUAGGGCUACACUAUACUUGAAUUCACUUGGAGGUGAUGGUUCAGUUGUUGAAACUGAUAAUGAUGUAAAAGGGUUCCUUUUUGGUUCACUGGACAUUCCGCUUGUCAACUUAGAAACAAGUCUGAGAAAUUAUGAGCCAUCAGAUCAGCCAUUUGAUAUUAAUUCUGUACCCAAGGAGAUAAAAGCUCAGCCACUUGCUGAAAAGAAAGCACCAGGGAAAAAGCCUAUAGGUCUUGGUGCUCCUCCCACUGCCCCUUCUGCUGCUGUUGAUGCUUACGACAGGCUGCUCUCUUCAAUUCCCGAAUUUGCAAGCUAUGGCAAACUCUUUAAGUCAUCUGCCCCGGUUGAACUGACGGAAGCAGAAACUGAGUAUGCCGUUAAUGUUGUUAAGCACAUUUUUGAUCACCAUGUCGUAUUCCAGUACAACUGCACAAAUACUAUCCCAGAGCAAUUACUGGAGAAUGUCACAGUUGUUGUGGAUGCCUCAGAAGCGGAGGAAUUCUCUGAAGUUGCAUCCAAGCCACUAAAAUCUCUUCCUUGUGAUUCACCUGGACAGACCUUUGCGGCAUUUGAAAAGCCAGAUGGAGUUCCUGCUGUAGGAAAAUUCUCUAAUGUGUUGAAGUUCAUCGUUAAAGAGGUGGAUCCAGCUAGUGGUGAGGCAGAGGAAGAUGGUGUAGAAGAUGAAUAUCAGCUGGAGGACCUUGAAGUUGUUGCAGCAGAUUACAUGCAAAAAGUUGGGGUGUCCAAUUUCCGUAAUGCAUGGGAAAGCAUGGACCCAGAGUGUGAGCGGGUAGAUGAAUACGGCCUGGGCCCAAGGGAAAGUCUUGCUGAGGCUGUGAAUGCCGUCAUCAACCUUCUUGGAAUGCAGCCAUGCGAGGGCACCGAGGCUGUCCCGAGCAAUUCUAGGUCACAUACGUGCCUGUUGUCUGGUGUAUUUAUCGGAAACGUGAAGGUUCUUGUGCGAUUAUCUUUCGGAAUCAGUGGUCAAAAUGAUGUUGCAAUGAAAUUAGCGGUCAGGUCCGAGGAUGAAAAUGUCAGCAACACCAUUCACGAGAUUGUGGCGGGCUAGUUUUGCUAUUGUGGAGGUACUACUUGUCAGAUAUUCAGCCUUUGCAAUUUUGUACAUCGAAAGAGACUACACUACAGGUGGACGGAGGCACAUCGGUAAAGUCAUACUUCCAGGUAGGAAAAGCAGAUGGUCGGAGCAGUUUCGUGCCCGUUUUAAUUUUUCAUGAGGAAUGUGAUGAGAUCUGAGCUAAUUAGCCACAGCUUAAUGUUGUCCCAACUGGUAGUCUUUGCCUUUCUUUACUCGAUUCAGAUUUUAUUUUUAA